Molecule: messenger RNA, 3293 nt
Organism: Maylandia zebra (zebra mbuna)
Lineage: Eukaryota; Metazoa; Chordata; Actinopteri; Cichliformes; Cichlidae
Product: glutamate receptor ionotropic, kainate 1
Biological process (GO): monoatomic ion transport
Cellular component (GO): membrane
Molecular function (GO): ligand-gated monoatomic ion channel activity; signaling receptor activity
Source: RefSeq, a predicted model, not a curated record
AUACAAGGACUGGCAGGUUAUCAGCAUGAAUUACUAAGGGGAAAAAAGAAAAAUAAAUUUGCCAUAAAUGUUAAAUUCAGCUCUGGAGGAAUGACCAUGGUGAAAAGGAAGGGACUGUUAUUUUCGCUGCUGUACUUUAUGGCAGAGUUUUGGCUCACUUCGCAGCAAGUCCUGAGAAUUGGGGGCAUCUUUGAGACUCUUGAAAAUGAGCCCAUUAGUGUUGAAGAACUGGCCUUUAAAUUUGCCGUAACUAACAUAAACAGGAACCGGACCUUAAUGCCAAACACCACGCUGACCUAUGACAUCCAGAGAAUAAACUUAUUCGACAGUUUUGAGGCUUCAAGAAGAGCCUGUGACCAGUUGGCGCUGGGCGUCGGUGCUGUUUUUGGACCCUCUCACAGCUCAUCGGUCAGCGCAGUCCAGUCUAUCUGUAAUGCCCUGGAAGUCCCUCACAUCCAGACACGCUGGAAACACCCAUCAGUGGACAACAAAGACAGCUUCUACAUUAACCUCUAUCCUGAAUAUGCCUCUAUAAGCAGAGCUGUGUUGGACAUAGUGCAAUUCUACAAGUGGAAGACGGUUACUGUGGUCUAUGAGGAUGCAACUGGCCUGAUUCGUCUGCAAGAGUUGAUCAAAGCUCCAUCCAGAUACAGCAUUAAAAUAAAGAUCCGGCAGCUGCCCACAGGAAGUAAAGAUGCCCGUCCCCUGCUGAAGGAAAUGAAGAAAGGGAAGGAGUUCUAUGUCAUCUUUGACUGCUCUUACCAAACAUCAGCUGAUGUUCUCAAGCAGAUUCUGUCCAUGGGAAUGAUGACUGAAUAUUACCACUUUUUCUUCACCACAUUGGACCUGUUUGCCCUUGAUUUGGAGCCGUACCGCUAUAGCGGGGUCAACAUGACGGGGUUCAGAUUGCUAAACAUAGACAAUCCUCAUGUGGCUUCGGUGGUCGAAAGAUGGGCCAUGGAGCGACUGCAGGCACCCUCCAAAGCCGAGACUGGAAUGAUGGAGGGGAUGAUGACAACUGAAGCAGCUCUGAUGUACGACGCCGUCUACAUGGUGGCUGCUGCCUCACAACGCACCUCUCAGAUCACUGUGAGCUCCCUUCAGUGCCACCGACACAAACCCUGGCGCUUUGGAUCACGCUUCAUGAGCAUGCUCAAAGAUGCACAGUGGAACGGCUUGACAGGACAAAUAAUAAUAAACAAGACGGACGGUCUGAGGAAAGAAUUUGAUUUAGAUGUCAUCAGCCUGAAGGAGGACGGCUUGGAGAAGAUUGGUGUGUGGAACUCCCAAACAGGCCUUAAUUUAUCAGAAAUUAACAAGGAUUCAUCCACAAAUGUGACAGACUCAAUGGCCAAUAGGACCCUUAUUGUCACUACUAUUCUGGAAAAUCCUUAUGUCAUGUAUAAGAAAUCUGACAAGCCGCUUUAUGGAAAUGACCGCUUUGAGGGUUACUGUCUCGACCUGCUCAAAGAGCUCUCUAACAUUUUGGGCUUCUCUUAUGAAGUAAAGUUGGUGUCAGAUGGCAAAUAUGGAGCUCAGAAUGACAAAGGGGAGUGGAAUGGCAUGGUGCGGGAACUCAUUGAUCAUGUGGCUGAUCUUGCUGUGGCCCCUCUCACUAUCACAUAUGUCAGGGAAAAAGUUAUUGAUUUCUCGAAGCCAUUCAUGACGCUGGGAAUCAGCAUCCUCUACCACAAACCCAACGGCACAAAUCCAGGAGUCUUCUCCUUCCUUAACCCACUCUCUCCUGAUAUCUGGAUGUACGUGUUGUUGGCAUGCCUUGGUGUCAGCUGUGUGCUUUUUGUUAUUGCCAGGUUUACUCCUUAUGAGUGGUACAACCCUCACCCCUGCAACCCAGACUCGGAUGUGGUUGAAAACAAUUUCACUCUAAUAAACAGUGUCUGGUUUGGAGUCGGCGCACUUAUGCAGCAAGGAUCUGAACUGAUGCCGAAGGCUCUCUCUACAAGGAUAGUUGGUGGGAUAUGGUGGUUCUUUACCCUGAUCAUUAUCUCUUCAUAUACUGCCAACUUGGCCGCCUUCCUCACAGUGGAAAGAAUGGACUCGCCAAUUGACUCCGCUGAUGAUUUGGCCAAGCAAACCAAAAUAGAGUACGGUGCCGUAAGAGAUGGCUCCACCAUGACCUUUUUUAAGAAAUCGAAAAUCUCUACUUAUGAGAAAAUGUGGGCUUUCAUGAGCAGCAGGAAAAACACAGCAUUAGUGAAAAACAACCGUGAAGGGAUUCAAAGAGUCCUCACUACAGAUUAUGCCCUCUUGAUGGAGUCGACCAGCAUCGAGUACAUCAGCCAGCGCAACUGCAACCUCACACAGAUCGGAGGCUUGAUAGACUCAAAGGGCUAUGGUGUUGGAACCCCAAUUGGCUCCCCUUACCGAGAUAAGGUCACCAUUGCAAUCCUGCAGCUUCAAGAAGAAGGGAAGCUCCACAUGAUGAAGGAGAAGUGGUGGAGAGGGAAUGGCUGCCCAGAAGAGGAUAGCAAAGAGGCUAGUGCCCUGGGCGUGGAGAACAUAGGGGGAAUCUUUAUUGUAUUGGCAGCUGGACUAGUCCUCUCAGUUUUUGUAGCAAUUGGAGAGUUUAUUUACAAAUCCAGAAAAAACUUGGACAUCGAUGAGGUGAGCGUCGGCCAGUGCGAAUGGCACAACAAGUAUUAACAAAGACUGUUAUGACCAUACUACACGCUUGUGUUGUCGUUCCAGGACUACAGCAAUCACUAGGCCAAUAAAAACUGAAGUCUGAAUGUGUCGAACUGCAUUGUUACAAUCAAAACAAGUUUUUAAGGCAAAGUUUUGUGUUUUCAGUAGUUUUUAUGUAGAGCACACAAACAUUUUAGUCUCGAUUGGAAGAAUAGGUUAGAAACCCUUUUUAUGAUGAUGACAGAUUGUUGUUGACUUCUGACAUCGUGACUCUUGACCAUCUUGGCCUUGCUCUUUGUUUUUGUUUUUUUAAACAUUACUCCGUGUGAGAGAAAUGUCAUUUUCAUGGUGUUAUGGGUAAGUGAUGGUAAGUGGUAUCUUUCCAGUAAUGACUGAUUCUCUUAUGACACGUUUGUCAUUUUCAUAUUUACAGCGCACGGGAACUUUGACACAUUUACAAACUUGUUGAUUUAUUUGACAGUUUAUGAGUGAGUACUCCCUCAACAUCUUAUUCAUCAAGUUGCUUAAUGUCUGUACUUUUUUUGUAUCAUAUGAAGUUUAUGAAAUGCAUGGAUACGUUUUGUCAUGUUGGAGCUGUUUCAAAAUGACUAAAAAUAUGUGAGAACAUUACAUCCUUUAACCUUUAA